AUGGCGCUAUCCCCUCUAACGCCCGCACAACUCAACAACGCAGCUGCAAAAUGCCUCGCCCUCCAAGCAUCUGGCCAGGACACUCACGGCAAAAGACCAUUCGCAGCACUCCUCCUAGCACCCGACAAUGAAACCCAAUUAAUGUCCUCGCUAUCUCUAUCUCACGUCCGCCACGCCGAGUGCGAACUAGCACGCAAUGCGGCUGACAAUUACUCCUGGGACUAUCUCGCAGGAUGUACCAUGGUCUCGACCUGGGAGCCCUGUGCCAUGUGUGCGGGCACUCUGUAUUGGGCGCAUAUCGGGCGAUUGGUAUACCUGGCGUCUGAGAAGACGUUACAGAAGUUGACUGGCGAGGGAAAUACGGAGAAUUUGACACUUGAUUUACCCUGUCAUCGGGUGUUCGAGGCGGGGCAAACUAGGGUCGAGGUUGUUGGUCCGCUGGUGGAGGAGGGGUGGGAGGCGAAGGUGGUUGACGAUGCUCAGCGAUAUUGGUCAGCGCAUAGGAAGGUAUGA
Penicillium daleae is the source of this 513-nucleotide messenger RNA. Its product is annotated as nucleoside deaminase. The transcript has a single exon. The record is from RefSeq and is a predicted model, not a curated record. The coding region runs from base 1 to 513 and encodes 170 amino acids. Gene Ontology annotation, molecular function: guanosine deaminase activity. NCBI's taxonomy places the organism in Eukaryota, Fungi, Ascomycota, Eurotiomycetes, Eurotiales, Aspergillaceae. Gene Ontology annotation, biological process: purine nucleoside catabolic process.